Molecule: messenger RNA, 1100 nt
Organism: Exaiptasia diaphana
Lineage: Eukaryota; Metazoa; Cnidaria; Anthozoa; Actiniaria; Aiptasiidae
Product: zinc metalloproteinase nas-1
Exons: 9
Coding region: 51-1061 (336 amino acids)
Biological process (GO): proteolysis
Molecular function (GO): zinc ion binding; metalloendopeptidase activity; carbohydrate binding
Source: RefSeq, a predicted model, not a curated record
GCUCGGGUAUUGAAUCAGAAAGGAUUGCCCAUGGAGACAAAAUUACAGCAAUGAAUUGUAUUGUCAGCUUGGUCCUCGUUUUUUGUGCGGUUUCACUGCAGGGAGAAGAAAUAUACGAAGGCGAUCUGAUCCUUCCGAAAGACGAAUACCUAAGUUUAAAGGAAGGAAGUUUGUCACGGGGAUUUUUGUCAGGAAAUCCCUGGCCAAAUGGCGUGAUUCCGUAUGUUUUCGACUCCAGGAUUGCUGCUAGUUCUAAAGCAAAGAGAGAAAUACUCAAUGCUAUGAACGAAUGGAUGUCCAAGACCUGCAUUAAGUUUGUACCCAAAAAAUCGACUGAUAAAUCUUUUAUUACAUACGUAAAAGAUGACAACAAUAGGUGUGCGUCAUAUGGUGUUGGACAUUACAACAGCUAUAAUUACAAAGUGGUGUUAGCCGAGAGGUGCUGGUACCAAGGAAUGAUCGUACAUGAAUUAGGUCACGUUAUAGGAUUCAAACACGAGCAGAAUCGCCCUGACAGAGAUAAUUACGUGACUAUWAAGUGGGAAAAUAUCAAAGAUGGAAGAGACCGCGACUUCACAAAAUACAAUUCCGCUGACCGGCUAUCUUACAUCACGCCCUACGACUAUGAGAGCAUAAUGCAUUAUGGUCCUGGUUUUGCAUCGAAGAACGGUGAAGACACAAUCGUGGCUAAACGAUCAGGAGUUACAAUGGGUGACUGGAAAUACCUAACACAAAUKGACGUUAUGCAGCUACAAAUUCGCUACAAUUGUCCAGGAAAAUUUGAAUUUCAUAAAAUCGUGUGUGARGACAAUGCCGRCAAAAUCGAAUGUUUUGGUGGCCGUAAAAUCAAGAUGGUUUAUGCUGACUUUGGGAGGCAAAACAUGCUGAAAUGUUCGUUCUUUCCUUGGACGCUAUGCAGUUCAAAUCAGAUAAGCAAGAUGAGGGCAUUGUGUGACGGAAAAUCGCGUUGUGAUUUCACRGCAUCCAGCUCUUUCUUUGGUGGAGAUCCAUGUCGMUUGGCGUCCAAGUACCUCGAAGUCAAAUACAAAUGUACACCUUGAACACAAACCCAAAUAAAGCAAUAAUGUAAAGAAGUAUUA